AAUCCAGAGGAAGAAUUCUACUGGUCUACUACUUGUGAACUCAAGUGUUUACCCCGGCUAGUCCGCACUCCGAAAAAUCCUUCAAGAAUGAGAACCAAAUCUGUAGUUGCAGCCGGUUUCUUCCUGCUGUUGAUCCUUACAACGUCUCGUGGCUUCCAGUCCGACGAGCUUCUCAUCGACGAUGAAGAGUUUGGUCUCGAAGGUGGAAUCCGAUCCCGAUCCCGUUCCGAUCCCAACAACGUCAACGCAGCAACACCUCAGUCGAUCCGGAAGAGGUCGGUCUCUGAUUCAGAUUCAAAGAUCCAGUUCCCUCUGGAACAUGCCUUUGGUGACUCCAACUUCUCCCCUGCCGGCACCUUUACUGCUCGCCUCAAAUCUUCUUCUCAUGGUUCCCAGAUGCAAACGCUGACAAAGCUUCGCUUCUCCAGAAAUGCUUUUAAUGGAACAGAGAAGGAGGAUUUCGAAAAACUCUUGAAAGGUGAUGACUUUUACAGAAUAAGAGUACCAACCAACGUAUUGAACCUUCCUGGCAGAGAAUACGUUGUUUCCUCAGUGAAAGCAAGGUGUCUUCCACGGGAUGGUUUGGAGGAGCACUUUGUCAUGCAUAUGGACGGUGUGAAUAUUCUGGCUGUUAAUUAUGGUUCCCCUGGUGCAUGCCAGUACCCUCGUCAAUUGAAGUUUCCUGCAAAAUGGUCCUUUAACUCGCAUACAGUCCUAAAACCUACUGAGCAGGCACCCAGAACACCUAUAUUUUCAGAAGCUGUUAUUGGAGAGAAUGCAGAGGGUGACGAAGUGCAGCCUCCAGAGAGAUCUUUCUGGGCUAAAUAUUGGAUGUAUUUGAUCCCUCUUGGACUCAUUGUUAUGAAUGCUAUGACCCAAGCUAUGAACAUGGCUGAAGAACAAACUAGUGGACAAGCAGGGGCUCAAGGACAACAGGCAAUUGGUGCUCAACGUGCACAAAAUACUGUGGUACGAAGAAGAUGAUAGAUGAUGCUUCCUCCUCCUGUCGAAGACCCAUCUUUUCUUAGAAGAGAAAUCUUCUCAAAUUCCGUUCUUGGUAGGAGUUAAUCAUCAUUUGCAUUCUACAAUUGGUGCUUUAUUAGAAGCAAAUAGUUGAUUCUGGCAUUCACUUUUUUUUUUGAUAGUUAUUCCUGCAUACACACAGGUAUACGUGAUCGAUAAUCAAUAAGUAGAGGUUUGGGCUUAUGAUUAUUAUUAUCUAUUAACUAAAUUAAGCUAUUACAAAUUAUUUCCGUGA
Messenger RNA from Solanum tuberosum (potato), 1258 nucleotides. Its product is annotated as ER membrane protein complex subunit 10. NCBI's taxonomy places the organism in Eukaryota, Viridiplantae, Streptophyta, Magnoliopsida, Solanales, Solanaceae. The coding region runs from base 88 to 984 and encodes 298 amino acids. The transcript is spliced from 9 exons. The record is from RefSeq and is a predicted model, not a curated record.